GGCUUCACCUGUAGCUGAGGUGCCCUUGGUGCUGGUCAUGACUGAAUGCCAACAUUGAUCUUUAUGCUGUGAAGAGACCUACAUCUGGUGGAUUCUACAUUUGGGCCCAACCAUGUUCCACUUGAUCAAGAAAGAUAAAGACAAGGAGAAGGAUGGAACAAAAAAGGAGAAGAAAGAGAAAAAAGAGCGAAUGUCUCAAGCCGAACUGAAGAGUCUAGAGGAAAUGAGUGUGAGGAGAGGUUUCUUUCAUCUUCAUCGAAGCAGCUCUAAACGAGAGGCGAAAGGAAAGCUGGAGAUUUCCAGCCCCAUUCCCAUCAAGGUGGUCCGAAACACAGAGCUCAGCCUGACAGACGUGGACCUUAGGAAACUCUAUACACAGAGUACCAUAACACCCACGAGCUCCAGCGAUGACAUUAAGCUGGACCAAGACGUCCGCCGGUCAUCCAUCAAAGAACAGGCAGUCAAGUACGACUCCAUGACAAAGCAAAAUUCCCAAGUCGAACAAAUCUUGAAGCGGUUUUCUUUUUCACAGAAGAGCAAAGAGGAAAGCCCUUCAGGGUCGACUGCACCAUCAGCGCAGAACUCCACCAUUCCCUCACCUCAGGUAGAGGUCAAGGUAUUCAAUCCCCCGCCUCUACAUACACCUCACCAUCCCACCAGCCCUGCAAAGAUGGUCCAGGUCCCAGAGAUAGUGGACCAAACAUUCCCAGCUGACUUGCGCUUGCCUGCUGUGGCGCCUCCACAGAUUCCUGUACCAAGAGAGUUGGAAAUUCAGCGCCGCAACACGGGCGAUUUUGGCUUUUCCCUUCGUCGCACCACCAUGGUGGACCAGCGGCCCGAUGGGUCGCUCUACCGAAAGGUGGUUCACUUUGCCGAGCCCGGCGCUGGGAAUAAGGACCUGACACUGGGGCUGGUACCAGGCGACCGUCUGGUAGAGAUCAACGGGAGGAACGUGGAAAGUAAAAGCAGGGAUGAGAUCGUGGAGAUGAUCAGGCAGUCUGGAGACACGGUACGUCUGAAGGUGCAGCCCAUCAUGGAGUUGAGCGAGCUGAGCCGCUGCUGGUUGAGGAACACCAGAGGCCCGUACCACGAUGUUUACGAGGUGAAGACGGAGGAGCAGCUUGCUGCAGAGAAGGCCUGGUACAACACUGAGAAAGUCUGGCUUGUCCAUAAAGAUGGCUUCUCGUUGGCUACACAGCUCAAGAUGGAGAUGGGUUCUCUCCCAGAGGGGAAAGUAAAGGUCAGACUGGAGCAUGAUGGGACCGUACUGGAAGUGGACGAGGAUGAUGUGGAGAAGGCAAAUCCUCUAUCAUAUGAUCGAGUGGAGGAUCUCUCCUCUCUUCUGUACCUCAACGAGUCUAGCAUCCUUCACACCCUGCGCCAGCGCUAUGGUGGAAACCUCAUUCACACCUACGCUGGGCCAAACCUGCUGGUGAUCAAUCCUCUCAGCACCCCUGCCUUGUACUCAGAGAAGGUGAUGCAGAUGUUUAAGGGCUGCCGGAGAGAGGAAACAGCCCCUCACAUUUUCGCUAUUGCUCAGUCGGCGUAUCAUCAGCUGCUGACCACACGUCAGGAUCAGACCAUCAUGCUGCUGGGCAAGAGUGGCAGUGGAAAGACCACUAACUGUCAGCACCUGCUGCAGUACCUGGUCACCAUCGCAGCCGGCAGUGGAAAGGUGUAUUCAGCUGAGAAAUGGCAGGCGGUCUACACGGUUCUGGAGGCUUUCGGGAACUGCAGUACAGCUAUGAAUGUGAACGCCAGUCGCUUCUCACACAUAGUCUCUCUUGACUUCGACCAGGCAGGACAGGUGGCCUCUGCCUCUGUUCAGACCAUGUUGCUGGAGAAGUUCAGAGUGACCAGACGACCAGAAGCAGAAUCAAGCUUCAAUGUGUUUUACUAUCUGAUGGCUGGAGCAGAUGCAGCUCUAAAGACUGAGCUUCAUUUUAAUCACUUUGCUGAGAACAGCACGUUUGGGCUCCUCCCUCACUCGAAGCCUGAGGACAAGCAGAAAGCCGCUCAGCAGUUUACUAAGCUACAGGCUGCCAUGAAGGUCCUGGGCAUCUCUGCUGAAGAACAGAAAACCGUGUGGCUGAUCUUAGGGGCCAUAUACCACCUUGGGGCCGCUGGGGCCACCAAAGAUGCAGCGGGCCGAAAGCAGUUUGCCAGGCAUGAGUGGGCACAAAAAGCAGUAUAUCUCCUGGGCUGCACGCUGGAAGAGCUGUCGUCCGCCAUCUUUAAAACGCAGGGCAAGGGCACCCUUCCCCGCUCCUCAAGUGUCCGGCAGAGUACGGAUGACACGGAUAGCUCAGUGUCUAAAGCAACAGCAGCUGAGUGUUUGGAGUUCAUGGCGUCUGGUUUAUACGUCGAGCUUUUCACACUCAUCAUCUCUCUCAUUAACAGAGCGCUGAAGUCCAGUCAGCAUUCUCUCUGUUCUCUGCUGAUUGUGGACACACCAGGGUUCCAGAACCCUCGUCAGGUGAAGAACCAGCGCGGGGCCACGUUUGAGGAGCUCUGUCACAAUUACGCUCAGGAUCGUCUGCAGAUGCUGUUCCAGGAGCGAACAUUCAUACGGGAACUGGAGCGUUACAAAGAGGAAAACAUUGAGAUCACUCUGGAUGACCUGGAGCCCAGCCCUUCUCGCUCAGUAGCUGUGGUUGAUCAGUCCUCCAGUCAGACCCUGGUACGUACUCUGUCCCGGACAGAUGAGGCCAGAGGUUUGUUCUGGCUGAUGGAGGAGGAGGUUUUGCAGCCGGGAGGGUCCGAGGAAACACUCCUGCAGCGACUUUUCAGUUACUAUGGCCCUGCAGAGGGAGAGAGCACAGGUCACACAGUGGUGCUUAAAAGUGAAAACACACAUCACUUCCUACUCGGUCACAGUCACGGGACAGAUUGGGUGGAAUAUGACACUCGUGGAUGGCUGAACCUAGCCAGGCUAAAUCCCACCCCCCAGAAUGCAGCCAAUCUGCUGCAGAACUCCCAGAAGAAGAGCAUCAGUGGGAUGUUUGUGGGCCGCUCCAGCAGUGCUGCGGUUCUGACAGGCUCCAUCGCUGGACUGGAGGGCGUCUCUCAGCUCGCUAUGCGUCGGGCCACCAGCAUGAGGAAGACCUUCACCACAGGCAUGGCAGCUGUCAAAAAGAAGUCUCUCUGUCUUCAGAUUAAACUACAAGUGGAUGCACUGUUGGACACCGUCCGCAGAUCCAGGGUUCACUUUGUCCACUGUCUGUUACCCCGAGCGGAGGGCAAGGGCACCCUUCCCCGCUCCUCAAGUGUCCGGCAGAGUACGGAUGACACGGAUAGCUCAGGUGAGAGUUGUGACCCUGGACUCAUGCAGAUGGAUGUGGCUUUGCUCAGGGCCCAGAUCCAUGGCUUCAAACUGUUGGACAGCUUGAGGAUUUACAGACAAGGUUACCCUGAUCACAUGGUCUUCUCUGAGUUCAGAAGACGCUUUGACGUUUUGGCCCCUCACCUGACCAAGAAACUGGGCCGAAACUACAUUGUGAAGGAUGAGAAACGAGCAGUAGAGGAGCUUUUGGAGUCUUUGGAAUUAGAGAAGAGCAGCUAUCACAUGGGCCUGAGCAGGGUGUUCUUCAGGGCUGGAACAGUGGCUAAACUAGAGGGACAGAGGGAUGAACACACCAGACAGAACAUCACGCUGUUCCAGGCCACCUGCAGGGGCUUUCUGUCUCGACAGGCCUUCAAAAAGAAGAAGAUCCAGGAUUUGGCUAUCCGUUGUGUCCAGAAGAACAUUAAGAAGAAUCGUGGUGUGAAGGACUGGCCCUGGUGGAAGCUCUUCACCACAGUACGACCUCUAGUAGAGGUUCAGCUCAGCGAAGAACAGAUUCGUGGAAAAGAUGAGGAGAUCAUGCAUCUGAAGUUGAAGCUGGAGAAAGUGGAGAAGGAAAGAAAUGAGCUACGGCUGACCUCGGAUCGUCUGGAGAGCCGAAACACAGAGCUGACUGCAGAGCUUUCAGAUGAGAGAAAUUCUGCGGAGUCCACAUCCCAGCUGCUGGAGACGGAAACAAGCGAAAGAUUGCGUUUGGAGAAGGACAUGAAGAAUAUGCAGGUGAAGUUUGACGCUGUGAAGAAGCAGAUGGAGUCCAUGGAGAUGGAGAUCAUGGAGGCCAGACUCCUCCAAGCAUCAGAACUCAAUGGCGAGGUGGACAAUGAUGGUGAUGAUUCUGGAGGUGAAUGGAGGCUGAAAUAUGAACGUGUCAUCAGACACACAGAAUUCACAAAGAAAAAACUCCAGCAGGAGAUGGAUGACAAGCUGGAGACAGAACAACAGAACAAGAGACACUUGGAGAGAAAAUUAGGGGACUUGCAGGCUGACCACGAGGAGUCCCAGCGUUCAGUCCAGCAGCUGAAGAAGAAAUGCCAGCGGCUGGCAGCUGAACUGCAAGACACCAAACUGCACCUGGAAAAUCAAGAGGGACGCAACCAUGAGCUUGAGAGAAAGCAGAGGAAGUUUGAUGUGGAGAAGAACCAGUUUCAAGAGGAACUACAGAAGGAGAGGAACCAGCGGGAGAAACUGGGCCGCGAGAGAGAUGUGCUAACUGGUGAGGUGUUUACAAUCAGACAACAGCUACAGGAGAAGGACACAGAGCUGUGUACGGUCAGUCUGAAAGUAGAGCAGCUGGAAUCCGAGCUCCAGGAUCUCUCCUCUCAGGAGUCGAAAGACGAGGCUUCACUCGCAAAGGUUAAGAAGCAACUGCGUGACCUGGAAGCAAAGGUCAAAGAUCAAGAGGAGGAGCUUGAUGAACAGGCUGGAACCAUUCAGAUGCUGGAACAGGCUAAACUCCGUUUGGAAAUGGAGAUGGAGAGACUGAAACAAACGCACUCUAAAGAGCUGGACAGUAAAGACGAGGAAGUGGAGGAGAUCAGACUGUCCUGCAGUAAGAAGCUGAAGCAGAUGGAUCUAGAGUGUGUUGGUCAGAGGGAUGUAGAGACAGAGAAACGUCUCAGGAAGGACCUGAAGCGUACAAAAGUUCUUCUGGCUGAUGCGCAGAUGAUGCUGGACCACCUAAAGAGUAAUGUGCCCAGCAAAAGAGAGAUCAUCGCACUCAAAAAUAAGUUGGAGGAGUCAGAGUUUGCCUGCGCAGCUGCAGUUAAAGCACGCAAGUCUAUGGAGCUGGAAAUUGAGGACCUUCAUAUCCAGAUGGACGACAUCACAAAAGCCAAGAUGGCUUUGGAGGAGCAGAUAAGUCGUCUACAGAGAGAGAAGAAUGACCUGCAAUCUCGCUUUGAGGAGGAUCAGGAGGACAUGAACGAACUCAUGAAGAAACACAAAGCUGCAGUGGCUCAGUCUACAAGAGAUCUGGUGCAGAUCAGUGACCUGCAGACCCAGGUGGAGGAGGCCAUGAAGGAAAAACAAGAGAUCCAGGACAAGCUUCACUCCCUGCAGUCACAGCUUGAAUUUCAGGAACAAUCUAUGGUGGAGAAAUCGCUGGUCAGCCGUCAGGAAGCCAAAAUCCGUGAACUAGAGACCAAACUAGAAUAUGAGAGGACCCAGACCAAACGUCUGGAGUCUCUUGUAACACGGCUGAAGGAAAACCUGGAGAAGAUGACUGAGGAACGAGACCAGCGUAUUGCCAGCGAAAACCGGGAGAAGGAUCAGAACAAGCGCAUGCAACGGCAGACCCGGGACAUUAAGGAGGAGAUGACUGAACUGUCUAAGAAAGAGGCAGAAGCCAGUCGCAAAAAACAUGAGCUGGAAAUGGAUAUUGAAAGUCUGGAAGCAGCCAAUCAGAGCUUACAAGCAGAUUUGAAGUUGGCCUUUAAGCGGAUUGGGGACCUGCAGGCUGCUAUGGAAGAUGAAAUGGAGACAGAUGAUGAUGAUGACCUCAUCAACAGUUUACAAGACAUGGUGACAAAGUAUCAGAAAAGAAAGAACAAAACUGGAGAUGAAUCAGAUAUGGACUCUGAAGUGGAGGACCGCGUGGAUGGGGUGAAGUCAUUGCUCUCCAAGAGCAAAGGAUCCACCAAGACACUCUCUGAUGAGGGCACCCAGAAGACCACCAGACACGCCAAUGCUGCUAAUGCAGAUGUGAAAGAUAUAAAAGAAGGGAAAGAGGGAAAAGAGGGGAAGGAGGAAGUAAAAAAAGAUUCGGACGAGAGCCGUCCAGUGUCUGUGAUAAGCUCGCUCAGCUACAGGAAACGCUCCCAUCAGAAGGACUGGAAUGGAGGUGCAGGGGAUGACAGCUCCCUCUUCAGUGCCCUUCGGGAGCAGCCAGACAUGCCUGACCGAUUGUCGUUGCGCAAAGCUAAAGGCAAAUCCACAGACAGGCCUCAGACUGGUGAUGAUCUGGAUGACCGGGGUUCAGUGAUAUCCCAGGCAUACUCUGAGGCUACCAGUAGGGCCAGGAAAGGCCUAGACCGUCGCUGGACCAAAAGCAGUCCAGAAUUUGACAAGGAGUCCAUGGUGUCCUCGGUUGCCCCGAGCCGGGCUUCCACACGCCGUGGGAUUGGCCAAGAUGAUGACGCUCAGUCUGGUGUGAGCAGGUUCAGCUUGCGACGUAGUACUUCUUGGAUGGAUGACAGCCGCAGUGAUUACGGGCCGACAAGUACUAGUAUGAGCCAACGAUCUAGAAGCCGCAGUCCUGGAAGCACCAGCGUCGGCUCACAAAUCUCCUUGGCCCGCAGCAACCGACUUAGCGAGUUUGGAGUUCGUUUGAAUAAUGAUGAUGUUGAUGACGAUGAUGAUGUUGACUCUGUAAGUGUGGCCGCAUAUAGUCCACGCUCGGUGGGCCGUAGUCUGUCCACUCCAGCCCAGCUACGCUCCUCAGAGAACCCACUAGACGCUUCUGACGUUAAACCCGUGAGCCACCGCAACUACUUGGACCCUGAGUUAGAAAAAGCCAUCAAUGAAGUCCUGAGCUUCAAGCCAAUUAAAUUCAAACGCCGCAGCUUAGAAGUCUCAGAUGAUGAAGAAGAGGAGGGAGGUGGUGGUGCAGGAGAGGAAGACGACAGGAAGAGCAUCAAAGGUUUGUUGCAAGACAAGGACGAUGAAGGUCUGAGCCUCAGCGGGUCCAGUCUAAGACGCUCGGCUUUAGGUUCUGCUGUAGAUUCUGGACGUUCCGGAAGCUCGCUGAGUUCCUUCAGCUCCAAGAGCAGCAAGAGGAAGAACAAGAAGAAGAGCAGGCGCUCUGAGUCUGACAGCUCCUCCAAUGAGGGUCAUACUCGGCGGCAUUCCAGACAGAAAGAAAAGAGAGGAUCCAGAAGGUCAAGAAAGAAAGAAUCUGGAUCGUCCAAGUCAGAAUCUGACUCGGAAUCAUCAUCUUCAAGCUCUGCAUCAACAGUUUCAUACCGCAGCUCAAACAGCGUGAAGAAAACCCCAGGACAGAAAGUCUCAGAUGGGGGUCCAGAAAGUCCUGAUGAAGAACGACCCCCCAGCAAAAAAGAAAUAAAGAAACAGAAGAAAAAGGUGGACAGUCUGGUUAUGAAGUAUCUCUACAAGCCUAACAGUGAUUAAGGAUCAUUAACAGCCCCCCUCUCUACAGACUACACUCAAUGCAAUAUGAUGAAGACAACACUGGACCAGAGGAAGACACUACAC
Molecule: messenger RNA, 7552 nt
Organism: Sinocyclocheilus rhinocerous
Lineage: Eukaryota; Metazoa; Chordata; Actinopteri; Cypriniformes; Cyprinidae
Product: unconventional myosin-XVIIIa-like
Exons: 44
Coding region: 113-7468 (2451 amino acids)
Biological process (GO): actomyosin structure organization
Cellular component (GO): cytoplasm; myosin filament; myosin II complex
Molecular function (GO): ATP binding; cytoskeletal motor activity; actin filament binding
Source: RefSeq, a predicted model, not a curated record